UUUGGCGCCAGAAUAAACAUUUCAAUUUUUGUAAAUUCCUAUUUUGCUGUUUUCUUUUAUUUAAUACAAUUUAAUAAACAAAUAACAUGGAUUUUACCCGCAAAAGUCGUCAACGCAUCGAAAGAAAACCUCAAAUAGAUGAUCUUGAAAUCCGCUAUCCAUGUAAUGUUCUUCUAUAUAAAAAUCCUCCAACAGAAGAUAUAAAAAUUCAAGAAUUCGAAGAACUAGCUCUGGAACGUUUGAAAGUCCUACGAAUAUUUGAUGCAGCUAAUUUAAAAGCCCUACGAUUCCUAUCUGAUGAUUGGAAAGAGUAUGUCAAUGCUGAAUUAAAUAGAGAAUCUCUCAAAGGAUAUCUUCGUUUAUUCACUGGAACAUCAUCAACGGGUACCAAAAAGGAAUUAGAUUUACAAGCUCGCCGGCGAGAUUAUAUAUCUCAUUUUAUUUUACGACUGGUUUAUUGUCGAACACAAGAUUUACAAAGAUGGUUCUUGAGAUGCGAAAUGGAAGUCUUUAAAUACAAAUUUAGCCAACUUGGAAGCAAUGAAAUCAAACAAUUUCUAGAAAUAUCAAACCUUCAAUAUACACCCCUCACCGAAGAUCAAAAAGAUGAGGUCAAAGAUGGCCUAUACGAAAGUACCAUGGGUCAAAGUGUGACCAAAGUCGAAAUGCUUGAAUUCUAUAAAGUUCAAUUCAUAGAGGUCUUAGAUUUGAUUAAGUCCCGCCGAUGUUAUCUCAAAGGUGGCUUUGCCUAUGUCAAUACUCAUGAUUUUGUUUCAAUUAUUGCUGUGAAACAGCAAGACGAAAUAGAAUCUGGACUCGCAGCGGCGAGUAAACUAAUUGGCGAUCUUGAGAAUGAUGAAAGAUUGUUGCAUCUUCUUAAAUCUUUACACACAACUUAUACGGGCAAAGAUUAUGCUCUUUCAAAUAGUUCAGCAGUGCCAAUAGAAGCACUCGAUCAAUUGUCGAAAAAAUCAUUCCCCCUUUGUAUGAGGGUGGCCCAUGAACAUCUUCGAACAAACCAUCACCACAAACAUGCUGGUAGAAUGCAAUUUGGUUUAUUUCUCAAGGGAAUCGGGGUCACACUGGAAGAUUCCUUACGUUUUUGGCGAGAAGAAUUCACCAAAAAAAUGGAUGCAGAAAAAUUCGAAAAGAGUUAUGCCUAUUCGAUUCGCCAUAACUAUGGAAAAGUUGGUUCCAUGGUUAACUACACGCCAUAUUCGUGUAUGAAAAUUAUUCAAGAAAAAACUGGUGGACCAGGUGAAUGCCAUGGAUGUCCAUAUAAGAUUUAUGAUCCAUCAGCAUUGAAAAUGAAACUGACUGGUUAUGGUGUGGGGGCGGCUCAUGUUCAAGAUAUAAUGAGUUAUGUGACCAAGGGUCACUAUCAGUUGGCUUGUGGUAAAUAUUUCCAAAUAACCCACGAUUCAAAAAUCGAAGUUGGAAUCACCCAUCCGAAUCAGUAUUUCGAAGAGAGUCAGAAGUUGAUGGGUAACCGUGAAGGAGGAUCUACGAAUGCGUUGCCGGCUAAGAAAGUCUUUAAACGGAAGAAGGAAGAGAAGUUCGCCGAUGCAGACGAUGAUGAGUUAUGGUCAAUUGCAGAGACGCAAGAAACUGAGUAUAGUACGCAGCAGGAGAAGACUGCAUGGGAUGAUGAUCUAGAUCUAACACAAAUUGAUAAUAUUUAGAAAUUUUUAAUUUAAAAACCAUUUUUCUUUUAUUUGUUUACCGUUAAAUAUAAGUUACAG
Episyrphus balteatus (marmalade hoverfly) is the source of this 1742-nucleotide messenger RNA. It is a transcript of the gene Prim2, whose product is annotated as DNA primase large subunit. Lineage: Eukaryota; Metazoa; Arthropoda; Insecta; Diptera; Syrphidae. The coding region runs from base 87 to 1682 and encodes 531 amino acids. The record is from RefSeq and is a predicted model, not a curated record. Gene Ontology annotation, cellular component: alpha DNA polymerase:primase complex. Gene Ontology annotation, biological process: DNA replication, synthesis of primer. The transcript is spliced from 2 exons.